AGCCACAGCCGGCAGGCCUCUCAAGGUGUCCCCUACCGUAAUGUGGAAAAACCUCGUAGAAUUUGCGACAUUCGCGAUAGGCAGUGGCAAGAAAAGCAAAAUGAAAUCAUUGAAAUGGAAAUGAGUGUUCUUGUACAGGAGUCGCAAGCUGGAUUAUUGAAAUGGAGGCCCUCUUGGUUAUCGUUUUUGGGUUCACGUAGAUGGAUGAUUACAUUGUUGUGUUGGUACUGUGCAGUACAAGGUAUUAUUGUCAAUGGUCUCGUGCCUUCUGCGAUCUCAUCUAUAGAACGUCGGUUCAAACUUAGCACUAGCACUAUGGGUCGCAUCGUACAGUUUUACGACUUUGGAUACGUAUUAUUUUGUAUACCUGUGUCUUACUUUGGUGGGCGGCAUAGCAAACCUGCCGUACUUGGUGCUGGUCUCGCUCUUAUUAGUAUUGGUAGUUUACUGUUUUCUACGCCUCACAUGCUAGCAGAUAGUUAUUCGACUAAUCAAGAUCAUAAAUCGCUUGGCGCAUGCUCUAUAAAAACUAUGUGGAAUUCCACGGAUGUGGACACGUCAGCGUUGACAGCCAGCUGUGCAGCACAAAAACAAAACCAGCCCGGAACGUUUCAAUACGUAUUUUUGUUCUGUUUGGCUCAUUUUUUACACGGAAUUGGUGCAACGCCGCUGUUCACUAUCGGAGUCUCCUAUAUUGACGAAAAUGUCGGCAAAGCGCUUUCAUCUCUGUUUGUAGGCAUUUUCUACUCUUUCAUCGUAUUCGGGCCAGCUGCAGGAUUUCUGACUGCGGGUAAAUUUCUCACAUACCACACGGAUUUCUGGCAUCUUCCAGCUGAACACAUUUCGCGGUGA
This is a messenger RNA of Cooperia oncophora, 852 nucleotides long. The record is from the annotation of a GenBank genome assembly. NCBI's taxonomy places the organism in Eukaryota, Metazoa, Nematoda, Chromadorea, Rhabditida, Trichostrongylidae.